AUGGCAGUCAGUAAACCUAAAUAUCCCCUGGGCUCUCCUCAAGAGCAUAUUGAAAUGUGCGGAUCCCAUGAGUUACCUAUAGAUAUGAUGUGUGAGGACUGUGAUAAAUUCAUUUGUGGAAAAUGUGCCAAAACAGACCAUAAAGAUCACGAGUGGAACACUCUCUCCACGGCAGCCACCCAAAGGAGGAGGGGUCUGCUUAAAUUUCUGACAAAGAUCAGAGAAGGGGAUCUGCCUGGAAUUGAUGAGAAGAUUGAGAUGGUUUCAAAACAGAUCACAGAAAAUGAAGAACUUUGUGACUCUGAGAUUAAAAAACUUCAAAAGCAUGUUGAUGAGAUAAUGGCCAGGUUAUUAGAAAUCAGAAACCACAAUGAGGAAAUAUUGAGAGGCAAUUUGGAGAAAAAAAAUGAAAAAUUGAAAAGUAAGAAAUCUGAGAUGAACAAAAAGAAGAAAGAAAUUCAAGAGGUAGUUAAGUUCAUGGAGGACAACAAGAGUACCAUGUCGGAUUUCAGUUUGAUUGACAACCACAGAGAACUAACAAAAAUGCUCUCUGGCCCGGAUGUUGAUAUAAAGAACUAUAAACAUUCAGCGAGAUACAGUAAAGGUGAAAUCAGUGAUGAGGUUCUGAAGAAUAUGACUGGAAAAACUCUGGAUUUAGAUGAUUUUAGUUUGACUGAAACAAACUCAUUUAAAUAUGGAGAUGACAUCAUACGUUUAUUGGAGGCAUUGUGUGAAGACCAUUGUUACAUAGGAGAUAAGAAUUCACCUUACUUUGAACAAUUAGUCAACACAGAAGGUGAAAUAAAAUACAGAUAUAAUAUUGCUUCCAGUGAUAUGUGUGUGACUGAUACAAGUGACGUUUAUUUCACUGACUUCAGUAACAAUUCCAUCAGUCGUCUGUCACCAUCAGGAUCUGUGUCCACAGUUAUCAGUGCAGAUCCACUGCGACCAGUAGGAAUCUGUCAGUCAGUGGACAGUGGACUACUGGUCACCUUGAGAGAUGAUGAAUCAGGUUAUUUCAAGUUAGACUCACACAGCAGACGUCUGGUGAGACACAUCACAGUGACAGGUGAAGUCAUCCGUGAGUAUGAGUACCAGGAGGACGGUCAGACCAGACUGUUUACAUAUCCAGUCAGAGUCACACAGAACAGUAACAGUGAUAUCUGUGUUUUGAACUUUACAAAUCCCACUACAGGUGAUCUAGUGAUUAUAUCUCCCUCUGGUCGUAUGAAAUCUAUCUACCAUGGACAAAAUCUGACAGAGGACUUUUUUCCAGCUGAUAUCGUUUGUGACUCCCUCUGUAACAUCCUUGUUACUGACCUUUACAACAAACAGAUCCAUAUACUGAGUCCUGACGGGGAGUUCCUGAAAUUCUUACUGACAGAGAAUGAAGUGAACUCUCCAUACAGAUUAUCACUGUACAAGUCUACACUGUGGGUAGGAUACUAUGAAGGACUUGUCGAAGUGUUUCGAUACAAGGUGUAG
Saccostrea cuccullata (small rock oyster) is the source of this 1485-nucleotide messenger RNA. RefSeq lists its product as uncharacterized. The coding region runs from base 1 to 1485 and encodes 494 amino acids. The transcript has a single exon. The record is from RefSeq and is a predicted model, not a curated record. NCBI's taxonomy places the organism in Eukaryota, Metazoa, Mollusca, Bivalvia, Ostreida, Ostreidae. Gene Ontology annotation, molecular function: zinc ion binding.